Porites lobata is the source of this 3064-nucleotide messenger RNA. NCBI's taxonomy places the organism in Eukaryota, Metazoa, Cnidaria, Anthozoa, Scleractinia, Poritidae. The record is from the annotation of a GenBank genome assembly.
AUGACAAGAAAAGAUCAUUACGAGUGGGUGGAGAUGUAUGCUAAAGAACAAUUGUUUGAAUGCGUGAAAUCGUGUGUAAACUAUGAAGGAUUUCACGAAUAUGGCUUCCAUCUAUUAUCAUUCACUCCAAGGCCCUUGUUGGAGAUCAGAACUAACGAUAAUAGACCCAUCCAUUCCCUUCCUUGGGGAAACUCCACGGCCUUGGAGUACUUUCUAAGGUAGGUACAACUGAGACAGUUCCAGGUUCAUUGUAAGUACCCUGCGAGCAAGCUCACCUAUUAUGGCGAGCGAGCCGCGAGAGAACCUGCCCCUCGCACUCGCGUCUCCUUUCGCGUGCGGCUCUCGUGUGAAUUCUCGCGACUCUCCCAAACGGAAAGCUUCCUCGCAGGCUAAUUAUAAGUUGCUAUCGAUCUUUGCCUCGGUUGGAAUCCAAGACAGUCUUGGAUUCUGGAUUCCACACCAUGGAUUCCGGAUUCCAGGUACUGGAAUCCGGAAUUUUUGUAAGUGGAAUUUGGAUUCCGGAUUGCAUUGUUAUUGGAUUCCUUGAGUUGUAUUCCGGAUCCCAUCCCGCUAAAGCUCUCACAAGAAAUUAAAUUAGCCUUUGUGAAGAACGAAAUUGGAAUGAAAGAAGGCUAAAUGUCUCGAAGGAGGAUAAACGUUAUAGUUAGGAUAUGUCAAGGCGAAUUAACGUUUUCUUUUCUUUAUCAUCCACAGAACUAUUCCAGAAGCGAUUGCAACAAAGGUGGGGAAUGACCCCUUUGUUCUUGUUAUCGACGAUCUCGAUAACGAGUCAGGCUACAGUAAAAUGUGUGUUAGUCUGAUUGAGAAGACCUGCCAGAUGCUGCAAAUGAGGUAAAAUAGUUAAAAAAAUUGUUGUGCUUUCCUGGUCCCCAGGGUUGUCUUGUGUUCCCGAGUAGGGCGGUUGUAGGGAAGACCCAGCCUCGUUCCCAGUCGUCCUCGGCGAUUUCGGAUGACGUGACCUUAAAACGUCACCUGUUAAGCUUGUCAGGAAAAUUCGCUCUCGGUUCCAAGCCUCCUCUUAUAACUCGGAUAGCGUGAACUGGCCUGGGUGCGAGGCUGGGGGAGACCCUCUUCUUUUCUGCCUGGGGACGAGGUUGGCACUUGCGAUUCCAUUGUGAGUAGCACUCCAUGUAAGGAGUGUCCAAAACAACUGAGUAAAAAAGGCAACUUUUCGUUCCUCUUGUCUUUGCAUCUUUGUUCUUUCCUCCUUUUCCCAUUCAACCUAUUUCUUUUAAGUCUUCUCAGAAAUGUAAGUGAUAUACAUAAAUCACAUGGGAUUCUUUCUAGGAAACGGACGGAAAAUAUUCGAAAUUGUUUUCUCCGUGUAAUUGGAAAAGGCGCCUGUAAUUAUCAUCAUCAUCAUUAUUAUCGUCAUCAUUAGUUUCGGAAAAAUUGUGAUCAUUAACUGACUGAUUUUGAUUCUUUAGUCUCAGUUAAAAAAUAUCCGUGCUCGUCAAAAGAAUGUAAAUAAAUGAAUAAAGAAAAAAUGAGCUUAACUCAUUAUAUAACUCUAGGUUGAAUCUAUAUCUUGUUGAUGUCAUUCACUGACUACCGUCUUAAUUUUCACAGGUUUGAGGGGAGGUUGAAGAGAGUCUGUAUCAACAGACCAUACGGUCUGUUAGCCUAUGACCUCGCGAUCAGAAAGCGCUUCAACCUCCCGUUUGCCAGGUAAAAACUAACUCAAAUACUUGCUCUGAUGAUUAGUAUUUCACUCUCAACACAUUUUCAGAGGUAUUGCAAAAAUACGGGCUCUUUUCAGAGGCCAUCCCCACCGUUAACACUGCCUCGCUACCCAGGCGCUGCUUGGGAUUUUCUGCGGUAGUCAAGGCGUAAGGAGUCUUCCCAUGUGUCUUUGCGUUUUUGAAGCUUUCUUAUGAUCCUUGGGCCGCGACUACCGUCGAAAAUCCCAAGGAGAGACUGGGCACGAGAAAGUGCUGUUAAACAUGCAUUUGCAAAUAGUGGUUUAAUAUAGACUAGUGAAACGUUGAGUCAGCUUUGAUCAAUCUCGUGCUCAGGGACUCGCGUUUAGAUAAGGUAGAAGCCUUACAACGUUUGAACAACUGGUGCCUGGAAUUGAACAGUUCGCUCCUCCCUGUGCCUGUUGGGUAAUCUGGUACCCAGAUCUCCUGCAAGACAAAGUGAGAUCUUGGUACGAGGUUACCUGUAGGGACAACGCAGAACUAACAUCUCAUAUGUCUUUCACUGCUACCUAUCAUGAUACAUUCUGCAGCUCAACUAUAAUGAACGUUUUUUUCUUUUUUCAGCUGUGAAAUUGAGAAUAAGUUAGUCGUAACCGAUCGAUUCUCUUCGGGCAAGCUGGCAAAAGCUAAAGGUCAGUUAACAGCCAUUGAUAUCUCUGAUUAAUGAUGAUAAAUAUAUAGAUUUAGCCAGGCUAGUUUUCACGCUUGAAUUCAACUAACAAAAACUUCGACCAGUUAUCCGAGAUUGGAUUAGUCCUGGAGCGUAACAAAAAGGGUGACCAGAGCUGAAAGUGAAUCGUUAAAAAUUAAAUUUCCAAGGUUAAUAUCGUAAUUCAAACUAAAGAGCCCUGUAAAGAGACUUCAACCCUGAAGUACUUCUAUCCCAGGGAAGGGGGUAGGGCAGGGGGGGAUACGCAUUUCACAUGGCGCUAAUUUAUUACACUUAGGAUUUUAGGGUGUACUGGGUGACAGGCGACCAGCGGAUGCCAGGGCGUUUUUCCCGCCCCUCGGGAACGAAGUUGCCUUUCUUUGUCAAAAAUGGCAUCAGAAAGGAUAAGGGGUUGAACCUUGGACCUCGAGGCGGAGAAACUUGUUGAGUACCCCUCCCCCGGGCUGUUGCCUUAGCACAACAUGUUUGUACAACUUAUCGUCAUUUUGAAGAGGUUAUCUUAGAAUUUUUUUGUUCUUGGUCUUGCAGGUUUUCCAGGCAGACUUAUUCCAGAAGAUGAACUUAAAACCAGAUGUCUCUGAAAAAAGAUUUACAAUGGCAAUUUGAACUCUCGGAAUUAAGCAAUCUUGAACACUGUAGUAUUUUUAUUAUUAUUAUUUAAGAAAAAAUCGGG